CCAAAGAAGCGACCCGUAACAAAAAACUAGGCUACAAAAUCUUUAAAGCUGGUUAUGUUGAAAACGUGAUGGUAAAGCCAGAUGUUAAGAUGGGGGAAAAUACUUUAUUUUUAGUUAAAUGCUCAGUCAAUGCUUCGAUGAAAAAAGAUGGCUAUAAUGUGUACGUUCACCUGAACUCAUUUUCAGGAAAAGUUGUCCACUCUAAUUGUAAGUGUCCAGGAGGGGAAGAAGGAGUUUGCAAACAUGCAGCUGCUCUUCUUUUCCAAUUACUUGAUUAUAAACAACUUGAAUUGUCCGAGGUUCCUGUGAAAGUUACUUGUACUGAAAAGCUACAGUCAUGGAAUGUCCCUUCCCUGUGUCCUGAGAAACGAGGUGCUGUGCUAUUUGAGGAUUUACUUUUUGAAAAGGCAGAUUGUGGGAGAGAUGAUUGUGGAGGUCGUAAGCGCCCUAUUAUCAGUGGCAAAAGAACAAACUUUGAAGCUGCACCAGCAUUUGCUACCAAAGUGACAAAGAAUGACCUGAAACGGCUCAGAAGCAGUCUUGAUGACAGUUCACCAUUGGCCAGUUUACUAGAUGAUAAUAAUUGCCAGCCAUUUGAUUAUGACCACUACACUGAAAAUCUACCAUCCAGGAAGAAAUUACUUCAAAAAUCAAAAGUUAUAAAUAAUUUAAAUGCAGAAAAUGUUAGAAAAUAUAUCUUGGAUCAUCUUGAUGACAAAGGCGAUCCUUUGAUAGCUCUGACCCAAGAUCAACAGGAACAACUCGAAGCCAACAACAUACUCAAUAAAGUUGAUAUAAAUGAAUCCCUAGAAAUUGAACGAAAUACCAGAGGACAAGCUGACUGUCCACAAUGGCAUGAACAUAGACAAGCCAGGCUCACUGCUUCAAAUUUUGGUUCUGUUUUAAACAGAAGGGAAAGCAUCCACCCUAAAUCAAUAUUGGUAAAAAUAAAAAGUAGUUCUACUAACAGACGAAUUCCACUAAGCUGUAAAUGGGGAAAAGACAAUGAACAAAGUGCACUCAUUAAAUAUUAUGAAUCCUUUGAUGAUAAAGUUGAAAUUUGUGAGUGCGUUGGUCUUAUCGUAAAUCCCAAAUGGCCAUGGUUGGGAGCUAGUCCAGAUGCAUUGGCAUUUUCCUCAGAAGAAUCCUCACCUUAUGGUGCUGUUGAAAUAAAAUGUCCAUCUUCCAAGAUUAACAUUACAAUUGCUGAAGCUUGCGAAGAUAAAAAUUUCUAUCUGUCUCAUGUCAAUGGAGUUAUCUCACUAAAAAAGAAACACCCUUACUACUAUCAGCUUCAAGGAAUUAUGGCUAUCUGCAAUUUACAUUGGAUUGACUUUGUUGUUUAUACUGUUUCAGACAUUCAUAUUGAACGUGUGUAUUUUGAUUUCGAGCUAUGGAAGAAUACAAUGCUGCCAAAACUAACAGGGUUCUUCUUUACAUAUCUUUUGUAAGUAUGAUAACUUUCCAAACUGUUUUUAACUGUUAUUGUAGGUCGCCCUCUUAAUAAGUUCAAAGUAUGAACUCAAGUUUGCAAAGACACUUUGAGCUUCAAAUGGCGCUCUAAACAAUAAUGGUUGUUAAUCAAUUAAAUUAUUGAAUUUCAGUAAUUUUACAAUUCAAUUAUUUAUUAAAAUUCAUCAUUCAUUUUUCAGAAAUAAGUAUAUAUUAUUAUUUUUUAAUAUUUGGGGAAUAUAGUAAAAAAUACUGUGAAAUACAAAGCUAUACAUAUAAUUGUAUUAUGUGUUUGCACUCAAUGUGUUAAUUGRUUUAAAAUAUACUGCCUUACAAAAAGAGAGGCUGCACACAGGACUGCAUUAUUAUACUUAAUGCAUUUAUCAUGUUACUUGCACACUUCGAGCCUUCAGUAUGAACAGCAGUGUUAGACUUAUUUCACAGAUUUAUUUCUUCACUGUACCCCCUUUUAAUAUAAAUAGAAAAUCUUAU
Messenger RNA from Exaiptasia diaphana, 1944 nucleotides. RefSeq lists its product as uncharacterized. Lineage: Eukaryota; Metazoa; Cnidaria; Anthozoa; Actiniaria; Aiptasiidae. The transcript has a single exon. Bases 69 to 1451 code for a protein of 460 amino acids. The record is from RefSeq and is a predicted model, not a curated record. Gene Ontology annotation, molecular function: zinc ion binding.